AUGGGAAGCCUUCGACCUGUCGUUAUUUCUCUUGGUCGAAAAGCCAGUUUCCAAGUAGCUGCUGCUUGCUUCUCGUCUGUUUCCAUGCACAGAUCGCAUGCACCAUUCGCGUACUACGAUGGUUCCACGGCUUCCCAACUGACCUCGUUCGAUGCCGCCCAUCUUCAUGGAGAGCUCAUGGGGCCUCUGUACAGGGCAGCCUCGAUUUUCGAGGCCCAUUGCAAGGAAUCAGAGGAGGCUGAACACCCUGAGGCUGGCCACUACGCCGAUGCUGGAGCAGGCUCUUCCUCGGUACCACCCAACCCAGUUUCCAGACGGAGCGAUCAAGGUCAUUAA
Messenger RNA from Clonostachys solani, 336 nucleotides. NCBI's taxonomy places the organism in Eukaryota, Fungi, Ascomycota, Sordariomycetes, Hypocreales, Bionectriaceae. The record is from the annotation of a GenBank genome assembly.